AUGUCGCUCCACGCUCUCUCUAUCCCCUUCCGCCAUGGCUCCUCUCUCAAUCUUCCCCUCCACGGCACUCAGCGUCGCGCAUUUCGCCCGACGGAGUGCAGAAUUCGCCAAGGGAAGAAACCCGUCGCACAACUGUCGCAACUGUCGCAGGCCGCCGUCGCAGUAGAGGUGGAGGAGGAAGUCGACGUGGGGAUUAUGCAGCCUAACGAAAUUCACCAUUCGCAUCCACAUGUCGAGUCGCCAGGCACCUCCUCCAGCGGCACCCCUCCAGGCUCCCCUCGUCGCGGAGCCGGCAAGUCUGCCGGCUCCGGUAAAACUGCCGGCGAUCGUGCAGGAGCGUCGAGCGUGGCUUCCGGAGUGCGGCUCGAGGGAGUCACCAAGACGUUCAAGGGAGUGCAGCUUUUAACGGAUAUUUCGUGGGAGGUGAAGCGCGGCGAGCGCGUGGGUCUCGUCGGCGUGAACGGCGCGGGAAAAACCACGCAGCUGAAGAUUAUAACGGGGGAAAUCGAGCCGGACACAGGCGUUGUUCUUAAAGCGCGGCCGAACAUGAAGAUUGCGUACCUCACGCAAGAGUUCAAUGUCGUCCCUUCGCGAACGGUUCGCGAAGAGUUUCUCUCCGCGUUCGCGGAGCAGAUGGACAUAAAAGACCGGCUUGAGGAGGUCCAAGCCGCGCUAGAGCGCGCCACGGAGGACAUGGAGUUAAUGUCGCGGCUCCUAGACGAACUCGACGACCUCCAAAAAAAAGCCGAGGCGCUCGACUUGUACAGCGUUGACGUGGCGAUUAAUAAGAUGAUGCCGGAGCUAGGGUUUGGUCCGGAGGAUUCGGAGCGGCUCGUAGCUUCUUAUAGCGGGGGGUGGCAAAUGCGAAUGUCGCUGGGUAAGAUUCUGCUGCAGCAGCCGGAUUUAUUACUCCUGGAUGAGCCUACUAAUCAUCUGGACUUAGACGCGAUCGAGUGGCUUGAGAAGUACUUAAAGCAGCAGGAUGUACCCAUGGUGAUCGUGUCGCACGAUCGCGCGUUUUUAGACCAGUUGUGUAAUAAGAUUGUGGAGACGGAGAUGGGGAUUAGCAUGACGUUUCCCGGGAAUUAUAGCGCGUACGUGGCGGCAAAGGCGGAGUGGGUCGAGGCGCAGCGGAUGGCGUGGGAGCGGCAGCAGAAGGAGAUUGCGCGCACGGAGGAUAUGAUUGCGCGGCUGCAGGGAGGAGGGAACGCGGGGCGCGCUUCCUCCGCAGAGAAGGCGCUGGAGCGGCUGCAAGAAGAGGGUGCGGUGGAGAAACCGUUCGAGCGCAAGCAGAUGCGGUUCCGCUUCCCGGAGCUGGAGCGCAGCGGGCGCAUCACAGUGCAGAUCGCGAACCUCUCGCACAGCUACGCGAAGCGCAGCGCCGGCAACGGCGGCGGCGGCGGCGGGGGGGAGCAGCUCAAUGUGCUGUUCGACAAGGCGAAGCUGCAGAUCGAGCGCGGCGAGAAGCUGGCGUUCAUUGGGCCGAACGGGUGUGGCAAGAGCACGUUGCUGCGGUUCAUCAUGGGGUUUGAAGAGCCCGAACAUGGAAUCGUGGCGUUGGGGGAGCACCGUGUCGUUCCCAACUACUUCGCCCAAAACCAGGCGCAGGCGUUGGAUCUAGACAAGACAGUCCUACAGACGGUGGAGGAGGUGGCGGAGGGGUGGAAGAUGAACGACAUCAAGGCGCUGCUGGGGAGGUGCAACUUCAAGGGUGAUACUUUAAGGCGCAAGGUGCAAUUCCUCAGUGGUGGGGAGAAGGCCCGCCUGGCCCUGUGCAAGUUCAUGGUCACUCCGGCAACGCUGCUCGUGCUGGACGAGCCAACCAACCACCUGGAUAUUCCCACCAAGGAGAUGCUCGAGGAAGCACUGCGGGAGUUCACAGGCACGGUGCUGGCAGUCUCCCACGACCGCUACUUUCUGCGCCAGAUCGUGAACCGAGUGGUGGAGGUGAAGGAGAAGAAGCUGCAGGACUACAGCGGUGACUACAACUACUACCUUGAGAAGAACCUGGAAGCGCGGCGCAAGGAGAUGGAGAGGGAGUCUGAGGUGGAGGCGGCUGCUCCUGUCGUGAAGGCCAAGAGCAAGAUGAGCAAGGCGGAGAAGGAGCUACAGAAGAAGCAGAAGGCACAGGCGUUUCAGAACAAGCAGUCGCAGGGGAAAGUGGCCAAGAACGCCAAGCGAUGGUCCGACGCCGAGGGAGACGCGGCUGAUCCCGACGACAGGCCGACAUGUAUCACACCCCCUGCGACAGGGCUUCAGUUUCUCCGCGCUGUGCAUGCAGAUAACGCUCGCGAUGAGGAGGAGCUGGGCGAUGGCGGUACCGAAUGGAUGCGCCGUCCUGGCAAGGAAAGUGGCGGCAUGGAAGAUGCGUACGACGAUUGGUGUCCUUCUCCGCGCCCGAUGAAUGACGCUGCUGAGUCCGACGGUGUUGAGGAGUGGAUCGCCUCGCCGCGAAACGAGGUUGCUGCAGAGCCGGCUGAAACGGUUGCAACGCAGGUCGUCGAUGCGGCCACUCCUGAGUCAUCCGGUUCAGUCGCUGUGAAGAAGCGACGGUACUCGCAGCAGGUUUUGCAGUGGGGAACACCGCCUCCGAAGCCCGUCGCUCCACCUCCCCGUGCUGCCCCACCCCCCAUUCGUCCCCUUACAGACGAGGAGAAGAAGGAGAAGGCGUACCUGAAGGCGCAGAAGAGCUACAAGUCUGAUUGGCUGCCGAAGUUUGACUGGCUGAUUCUGGACAAGACGCCAGAGGGUGACCCGUGCCUGCGCUGCAGUGUCUGCAUGGAGCACGGGAAGGACAACGCGCGUUACGGUCGCAAUGGCGCUGGCGGUCGUGAUCUGCAGAUCGGGUCGAUGCGGUGGCACGAGAACAGCGCGAAGCACGAGGACGUCAUGAACAAGCAGGCAAACCUUCUGCAGAAGAUCGUGGACCAGAAGAAGAUUGAAGACUUCGCGAAUGGAGAUCCGGAAGGCUGUCGCGUCGCGGUACUCAUGCGCGCCAUGCGUUUUGUGUGCCGUACCGACACACCCAUCCACAUGUACCCACAGGUCGUGCAGCUUCUCGCAGAGGAGGGGGUCGCCAACAUUCCGCAACAAAGCUAUGGAGUGUACAUCACGCACGAAGAACUUGCUGUGAAGGAGACGGCCGAAGCCGAGCAGUUCCAAGAUUUCCGGAUGGUAGACAAGGCCAUCCGUGCAGUGGGCGAGAUCGUGGGGAGAUCCACGCCGUGGUACGAGCGGUUCAAAGAGCUCCAGAUCGUGAUCCACAGCACCAACCUCGAGCACCAGGGACUGCUGUUCGACGUGCGCUGGCUCUCCCGUGCCGAUGCGGUCAACCGGCUUGUCAAGAUUUUGGGGUCGGCAAUCGUGCUCUUUCUGGAGUACAAGCACAAGAUCGCCUCGGUUGUGAAGACCCUGAAAUUCCACUUCUGUCUGUAUUUCCUGGCAGACAUUUUGGGGGAGUUGAACUCCCUGAACCGUUUCUUCCAACGACGCAAGGUGGAGGUGACGCAAGUCACAGAGGAGGUCGACCGUGUGGUGUCCCUCAUCGAGCACCGCUACAUCGACUACGAUGGUGGUUUCGGGGCGGGUCUGAGCCCCAUCCUGUCUCCAUUCAUGGCACGUGUCAAGAAAGGGGACAAGAAGGUGAAGGUGGACGGCGUGGACGCUAGCGGCAUACCCGUCAAGCACACCUUCGAGCUCAGCGAGCUGCCGGACAAGAAGCACAAGUUCGGCGGGACGCUUGCAGAUUGCGUGAAGUUGGGCAAGGCCUUCGCCCGCGAGGUCGUGUACAACCUGAAGUACCGCAUGCGAGAUCUUCGUCGAUUGGGCGGCUUGAAGCUUUUCAGGGUGGACAAGUGGCCAGCGAAUCCGGACACGCGUGUGAGACGUUGUGCCACGUGGCUCCGCGAGAACUCUAAACUCUUCAACCACCAGCUGCCAGAUGUCGUGGACAUCUGGCGCAAGCAGAAGAAGAGGCGGCCUACAAAAUCCCCUGCACCCUUCCAACCAGCCAAUGACAAGGGCGGGCCAGAGGCCAGUUCGGACGACGAACGGGAGGAUGACGUGGCUUACGAUGAGUGA
Closterium sp. Naga37s-1 is the source of this 4080-nucleotide messenger RNA. The record is from the annotation of a GenBank genome assembly. NCBI's taxonomy places the organism in Eukaryota, Viridiplantae, Streptophyta, Zygnematophyceae, Desmidiales, Closteriaceae.